CUCUUUUCUUUCUUUGAUAUACCAAAACUCAAAAUGGUAGAGCCAAUGGACAAAAUGCAAGGUGGAUCUUCCGAUGGUGAUAUCCCUCUUGGUCUUUCUAAAGAUGAAUGGGCUUAUUACAAGUUUGUAAAAGAGAGUGGCAAGGGUGUCAAGUUUGAUGAUCGACCUAAGGAUAUGGGAGUUCAAGAAGCUUUUGUUGCCAUGAACUCUUUAUUAAAGAAGAAUACCUUGGAAGUAAUACAACUCAAUGGGGAAAAUAUGGUACGAGCCAUUGAUCUUCAAGAUGCUGAAAAAGCAAGUCGAUUAAACGAUGAACAACGAUUGGUUUACAAUGCUAUUCGAGCUACUGGGAAUAAUGGAUUAUGGACCAAGGAUUUGAAAAAGAAAACCAAUUUACAUACUAUUAUUUUGAAUCGUACGUUGAAAGCCUUAGAGCAAAAACAAGAAAUCAAAUCAGUCAAGCAUGUCAAACAUCCUACUCGUAAGAUAUAUAUGUUAUAUAAUAUUACACCAUCAAGUGAAGUCACCGGUGGAGCCUGGUAUACAGAUCAAGAAUUGGAUAUAGAUUUUAUUGACAGUUUGAAAGCGGCUUGUUUGAAAUACAUUAUGGCAAGAAGUUUUCCAAGAAAUGAAUCGGUACGAGAUGCAGUAUAUGGACCAGAUUACGAACAUUAUCCUACAGCCAAUGAAGUACGUCGAUUUAUCACAGAAUCAAGAAUUUCAUCUAUCGAUUUAUCAGUCAAGGAUAUUUCUAGUUUAUUAGACGUAUUGGUAUAUGAUGGCGAAGUAGAAAAACGACUACCAUUUAUGGUUGGUAUGGAAGAAUUCAGUGAUGAUGACGAAGAUCCCGCAGCAUUGGGUGAAGAAAAUGGAAUUCAGUGGUUAUACAAAGCAUCAAGGAAAACAAGAUCUCAUCUUCCAACUGAAGCUUUGACGGAAACUCCUUGUGGUCGAUGCCCGGUCUUUACCUUUUGCAAAGAAGAUGGUCCUAUCUCCCCCUUCUCUUGUGAAUAUUUCCAAACCUGGCUGGACUGGUAGUGUUUUAGUUUAUUUCCCCCCCUCUCCUCUCACAAACUCGCACAUACACACAUAUCAAAAACAAGCGCAUCAUUAGAAUAGUCGUUAUUUUUUUUUCCCAUAACAUCAUUCUUUGUAUACAUCUUUUUCUUUUAUAUAUUUAUUUAUUUAUAUAUGAUCCUUUCUUUUUUUAGAAAAAUGCAUCCUCAUCUUCAUAUCUACAAUACAACAACUAUAAAAUAAAAAUAAAAACUAUCCUGA
Halteromyces radiatus is the source of this 1278-nucleotide messenger RNA. Its product is annotated as RNA polymerase Rpc34. Bases 34 to 1038 code for a protein of 334 amino acids. Lineage: Eukaryota; Fungi; Mucoromycota; Mucoromycetes; Mucorales; Cunninghamellaceae. Gene Ontology annotation, biological process: transcription by RNA polymerase III. The transcript has 6 exons. Gene Ontology annotation, cellular component: RNA polymerase III complex. The record is from RefSeq and is a predicted model, not a curated record.